AUGCGGGGGCAUGGGUGGGUGAAGGAAGGCGCAAAGGUAGAGGGGGUCCUACCGAGGGAGGAGCUAGAGGCCACCACGACAGAUGGACCAGCCCGGUCCUGCCCCUUCAUUUUACUGUCGGGGGUGGCGAGGAAGAACAGGAGGAGUAGAAGGCAGAGCCACAGCCGCGCGGCCGUGCAGGUGCAGGCGGCCAUCCGCCGCGCCCCCGAGCGCUGCAACGCGCCGCGGAACGCCCGGCUGCUCCGAGGUCGCCCCCGGCCUUAUGCACCCAGCCCGCCGCCGCCGCUGCUGGGAGCCCGGCUGCUCCAGCUUCUCCGGAUCUCAGCAAACCCCGGGGGGCAGUCUCCGCGGCCAGGUUCUCAGCGCCGCGUGUGGCGAGCGGGCUCAGGGGCUGCGCUGCCGGAGCGCUCAGAGCCGGGCAGAGAGGCACCCCUGGGCUCCGUCCCAAUACCAAGGGUGGACCUACAGACGGAGGAGGCCCUGCCUUCACCAAAGGAGCCUGCAUCCUUGCCCAGCUCAGUGGACAGCAGCGUCUAUCUGCAGACACCACUGCACAUGACGAUUGCCUAUAAUCAUCCAGAUGUGGUGUCUGUCAUCCUGGAGCAAAAAGCUAAUGCUCUUCAUGCCACCAACAACCUGCAAAUUAUUCCAGACUUCAGCCUCAAGGAUUCCCGAGACCAAACUGUGCUGGGCCUGGCAUUAGGGACGGGCGUGCACACAAUCGCAGCCCAGCUGCUGGGCUCCGGGGCUUGCAUCAGCGGCACCAUGUCAGACGGGCAGACCUUGCUGCACAUGGCCAUGCAGCGGCAGGAGAGCAAGAACGCGCUCUUUCUCCUGGAGCACCAGGUGGACAUAAACGUCAGGACUCAGGAUGGGGAGACGGCUCUUCAGCUGGCCAUCAGAAAUCAGCUUCCCCUUGUCGCAGAUGCCAUAUGCACCCAAGGAGCUGACACGUCUGUGCCAGAUGAGAAGGGGAACCCCCGACUGUGGCUCACGCUGGCAAAUAAUCUGGAGGACGUCGCAUCCACUCUGGUCAGACAUGGUUGUGAUGCCACGUGCUGGGGCCCAGGGCCUAGUGGGUGCCUUCAGGCACUGCUGCACAGAGCCAUGGAUGAAAACAACGAGUCCAUCGCCUGCUUUCUUAUUCGCAGUGGCUGCGAUGUGAAUAGUCCCAGACAACCUGGUGCUAAUGGAGAAGGAGAGGAAGAGGCCAGAGAUGGGCAGACCCCCUUGCAUUUGGCAGCCUCCUGGGGGCUGCAAGAGAUGAUACAGUGUCUUCUGGAGUUUGGUGCCCCUGUAACUGUGCAGGAUACAGAAGGAAGAGCGCCUGCCCACGUGGCCGUCAGCAACCAACACGGCGUCAUCAUUCAGCUGCUGGUUUCCUACCCUGACAUCCACCUGCAUGUCCGAGACAGGCAGGGCCUGACCCCCUGUGCCUGUGCCGUGACCUACAAGAACAACAAGGGCGAGGCCAUCCUGAGACGAGAGUCCGGGGCUGCCGAGGAGGUGGAUAACAAGGGCCGGAAUUUUCUUCACGUGGCAGUUCAGAACUCUGAUAGCGAAAGUGUGCUGUUCCUGAUCGGUGUUCAGGCUAACGUGAAUUCCAGAGUCCAGGAUGCUUCCAAGUGGACCCCUUUGCACCUUGCUGUCCAUGCAGGCUCAGAAAUUAAUAUAAAUAUCAUCCCUGUGGUCACUAGUGUUGAGUAG
Molecule: messenger RNA, 1707 nt
Organism: Eubalaena glacialis (North Atlantic right whale)
Lineage: Eukaryota; Metazoa; Chordata; Mammalia; Artiodactyla; Balaenidae
Product: rabankyrin-5-like
Molecular function (GO): protein binding
Source: RefSeq, a predicted model, not a curated record